Messenger RNA from Penicillium subrubescens, 285 nucleotides. RefSeq lists its product as uncharacterized. Bases 1 to 285 code for a protein of 94 amino acids. The transcript has a single exon. The record is from RefSeq and is a predicted model, not a curated record. NCBI's taxonomy places the organism in Eukaryota, Fungi, Ascomycota, Eurotiomycetes, Eurotiales, Aspergillaceae.
AUGUCAAUCGAUGCCGAAAAUGAUGUCCUGCUGCUCACCUGUGCUAGCGGCAAACAGUGUUCACACGUUAUUCCCCUCCUCUACGGAAAAUUGAAGAGACUUCGUUUGGUUGUCCACAGACACGCUUCAGUGACGCUACUGAAGACGCGUGACCCGGACGCCGAAGUAGUCCAGGCAAAUAUGGCCCAAAUUGAAGAUAUAAGCCGUAUCAUUGCCGGUGUCACUGCUGCCGUCUUUAUUGCCCCCGCAUUCCACCCCAAGGAGACGGGUAUCGGCUACGCGUGA